AUGGCCACGGCCGCCGCCGACGCCGCCGCCGCCGUCCCUGACGCCCGGAGGUGGAGCAAGGCCGGCCCUUCGUCGCCGGUCACCACCGCCAUCUUCCUCUUCUUCUUCGUCGUCGUGGUCGGCGUCCUCGUCUCCGCCCGUUGGAUCACCACCACCACUCAUCUGGCAAUCACCAAUCUGGAUCAGUGGCGCACACAGCCGGCAAUCCUGACGGCCACGCUUACCACCUCCAUCCCCGCCAUCCCGGCCGGCCCGCCGCCGCCGCGCCCCACCUACUCCCUCUCCUGCUCGGCGCCGCCGCUCACCCGCGACCCCGACAUCCCCAGCAACAUCUCCCAGACCCUCUCCCUCGCGCUCUCCUCCAACGCCACCUGCGCCUCCGUCCCCGACCCCCAGCCGAUCCCCCCCGCCGCCGCCGCCGACGCCGACGCCAACGCCACCUGCCCCACCUACUUCCGCUUCAUCCACGAGGACCUCCACCCAUGGCGCGCGGUGGGGGGCAUCACGCGCGCGAUGCUCGACCGCGCGCGCGCCACCGCCAACUUCCGCCUCGUCGUGCUCCGCGGCCGGGCCUACAUCGAGCGCAUCGCGCCGGCCUUCCAGACGCGCGACCUCUUCACCAUUUGGGGCAUCCUCCAGCUGCUCCGCCGCUACCCUGGCCGCGUCCCCGACCUCGACCUCAUGUUCGACUGCGUGGACUGGCCGGUUGUCCACGCCGACGAGUACCAGGGGGACAACGCCACCGCCAUGCCGCCGCUUUUCCGCUACUGCGGCGACAACGAGACGCUCGACGUAGUCUUCCCGGACUGGUCCUUCUGGGGCUGGGCCGAGAUAAAUAUAAAGCCGUGGGAUGCACUGCAGAAGGAUUUGAAUGAAGGCAAUAAGAAGGUGAGAUGGAUAGAUAGAGAACCUUAUGCUUACUGGAAAGGGAAUCCAGACGUCGCAGCUAUAAGGCAAGAGCUGGUUAAGUGUAAUGUGUCCAGUGAACAAGAAUGGAAUGCACGGAUUUUCAAACAGGAUUGGAUCAAAGAAAGCAAGGCAGGAUACAAGAAAUCAAAUUUGGCCAGUCAAUGCACCCAUAGGUACAAGAUCUACAUUGAAGGAUCAGCAUGGUCAGUCAGUGAGAAGUAUAUCCUAGCUUGUGAUUCCAUGACGCUGGUGAUUAAACCAAAAUACUACGAUUUCUUCUCAAGGGUGCUGAUGCCCACUCAGCAUUAUUGGCCAGUUCGAGAUGACAAUAAGUGUGGCUCCAUAAAGUAUGCUGUUGACUGGGGAAAUUCUCACAAGAAAAAGGCACAUCAAAUAGGAAAGAAGGCAAGCAAGUUCAUUCAACAAGAACUUAGUAUGGACUAUAUAUACGAUUACAUGUUUCACCUCUUAACUGAGUAUGCUAAGCUCCUAAGAUUCAAGCCAACCAAGCCACCUGAAGCUGUUGAGGUCUGUCCCGAAUCUUUGGCCUGCCAAGCCAUAGGUCGGGAGAAGAAGUUUAUGCAAGACUCCAUGGUGAAGUCUGCUAACGUUGCAGGCCCAUGCAAUCUGCCUCCUCCCUUCAGCCCUGAGGAAUACAAAAAGCUACAACAGAGGAAAGAAAAGUCAAUUAAACAGGUCGAAACGUUGGAUCAAAAUGCUUCAAAGCUCGAGGAGCGAAAUUCUUCAAAACCUGAGGAUAGCAAUCCCGGGGAACGAAAUGCUUCAAAACCUGAGGAUAGCAAUCCCGAGGAGCGAAAUGCUUCAAAGCCCGAGGAGCAAAAUGCUUCAAAACCUGAGGAUAGCAAUCCCAAGGAGCGAAAUGCUUCAAAGCCCGAGGAGCGAAAUGCUGCAAAGCCCGAGGAGUGA
Triticum turgidum subsp. durum (durum wheat) is the source of this 1836-nucleotide messenger RNA. Lineage: Eukaryota; Viridiplantae; Streptophyta; Magnoliopsida; Poales; Poaceae. The record is from the annotation of a GenBank genome assembly.